This is a messenger RNA of Erinaceus europaeus (western European hedgehog), 1776 nucleotides long. It is a transcript of the gene ITPKA, whose product is annotated as inositol-trisphosphate 3-kinase A. Gene Ontology annotation, biological process: inositol phosphate biosynthetic process. The record is from RefSeq and is a predicted model, not a curated record. Gene Ontology annotation, cellular component: nucleus; cytoplasm. The coding region runs from base 60 to 1412 and encodes 450 amino acids. Gene Ontology annotation, molecular function: inositol-1,4,5-trisphosphate 3-kinase activity; inositol tetrakisphosphate kinase activity. The transcript is spliced from 7 exons. NCBI's taxonomy places the organism in Eukaryota, Metazoa, Chordata, Mammalia, Eulipotyphla, Erinaceidae.
UGUCCCGGGGCGCGGGGUCCGGUCCCCGCCGCGGGCUGCGGGCUGCGGGCUCUUGCGGGAUGACGCUGCCGGGGGGCCCGACGGGCAUGGCGCGGCCGGGUGGCGCGGGGCCCUGCAGCCCCGGCCUGGAGCGCGCCCCGCGCCGGAGCGUAAGGGAGCUGCGCCUGCUGUUCGAGGCGCGCUGUGCCGCGGCGGCGGCGGCGGCCGCAGCGGGACAGCCCCGGGCCCACGGGGACAAGCGGCGCGGGGGCCGGGUCCCCAACGGGCUGCCGCGGGCGCCGCCGCCGAUCCCGGAGCUGACGGUGACGGCUGAGCCCGACGCCCCGCCGGCCAGCCCGGGGCCCGGGAGCGCGGAGGCCGCCUCGCACCUGCAGCAGCCGCGCCGCCCGUCCACCUCGUCUCUGUCGUCCACCGGCUCGUCGCUGCCCGAGGACUCGGAGGACGACCUGCUGAGCGACAGCGAGGGCCGGAGCCGCGGCAACGUGCAGCUGGAGGCGGGCGAGGACGCGGGCCAGAAAAGCCACUGGCAGAAGAUCCGGACCAUGGUGAAUAUGCCCGUCAUGAGCCCUUUCAAGAGGCGCUACUCCUGGGUGCAGCUGGCGGGGCACACAGGCAGCUUCAAGGCGGCGGGUGCCCGCGGGCUGAUCCUGAAGCGCAGCUCGGAGCCGGAGCGCUCCUGCCUGGCGCGCCUCAUGGCGGACGCGCUGCGCGGCUGCGUGCCCACCUUCCACGGCGAGGUGGAGCGCGACGGCGAGAGCUACCUGCAGCUGCAGGACCUGCUGCACGGCUUCGACGGGCCCUGCGUGCUGGACUGCAAGAUGGGCGUCAGGACCUACCUGGAGGAGGAGCUGACCAAGGCCCGCGAGCGGCCCAAGCUGCGCAAGGACAUGUACAAGAAGAUGCUGGCGGUGGACCCCGCAGCGCCCACCGAGGAGGAACACGCGCAGCGCGCUGUCACCAAGCCGCGCUACAUGCAGUGGAGGGAGGGCAUCAGCUCCAGCACGACGCUCGGCUUCCGCAUCGAGGGCAUCAAGAAAGCCGAUGGCUCCUGCAGCACGGACUUCAAGACCACACGGAGCCGGGAGCAAGUGCUUCAUGUCUUCCAGGAGUUUGUGGAAGGAGACGCAGAAGUGUUGAGGAGGUAUUUGAACCGCCUGCAGCAUAUUCGGGACACCCUGGAAGUCUCAGAAUUCUUCAGGAAGCAUGAGGUCAUUGGCAGUUCGCUGCUCUUCGUGCACGACCACUGCCAUCGUGCUGGCAUAUGGCUCAUUGACUUCGGCAAGACCACGCCGCUCCCGGAUGGCCAGACCCUGGACCACCGCCGGCCCUGGGAGGAGGGCAACCAUGAGGAUGGCUACUUGCUGGGGCUGGACAAUCUUAUCGGCAUCCUGGCCAGCCUGGCUGAGAGAUGAGGCUGUGGCAGUGUGUGACACGGAUUGUGGCUGUGUCCCUAUGGUGCAUGUGGGAGAAAGGCUGGAAUGCUGAGGUGCAGGGCACUUCACAGGGCUCUUCAGGACUGGAUGCCAACUAUGGCCACACUGCUGUAUGGGCAGUGGUGGGUCCCAGCAUGCCCAGAGCCAGCAACACUAAUGUACAGGGGUUGGGUCGGGAAUGGGUUUCUUCCACAGUCUGCCCUCUUGAGGGGCAGCACCUCUCCAGAGAGGCCAGCUAUUGAACUUUAUUCAUUCCUAAGGCUCUCGCUCUACUGGUCUAACCUCACACUACAAGAGACUUCCCUCCCAAUAAAAUGCAAAAACACCAACCUUGGUGAACUCA